GAGAUCCUCGUUUAGUCGAGGAGUGGAUUCAGGGUCUGGAAUCUAUUUUCGAGAUCACUGAAUACACAGACAGACACCGUAUUCUCUGUGCACAACUUCAGAUGACUGGAGAUGCAAGACUAUGGUGGAACUCUUACUGGAGCAUGCGUCCUGGUGAGAAGGAGCAUCUCACUUGGAUCCAGUUCAAGGAGAUGCUAGAAGAAAAGUACUAUCCAGCUCAUUACCGUGCUGAGAUGGAACGCCAAUUCCUAGCGUUAGUCCAAGGUAAUCGCUCUGUGGGCGAAUACGAGCGAGAGCUUACCAGAUUGGGAUCUUUUGUCAGUUAUCUGAUAGACACGGAGGCCAAGAAAGCAAGGCGCUUCCAAGAAGGGUUACUACCAGUAAUCCGUCACCAUGUAGCCGGGCAUUGCAUUCAGACCUAUGCUGAAGUUGUGACCAAGGCUCAAGAAGUGGAUGCGAGUUUCAGAAGAGGAGAUGGCCAAGUUCAAGUGCCGCCACUUCCUCAAGUUCCAGUCAGUUCCCCAGUGCAGCCCAUGCCUGACCAACCAGCAAUGAACAAACUCAAGAACAAGAGAAAGUUUAAGGGCCCUCAGAAUAACCAAAGGCAGCCAGCUCCAGCUAACCGACUACCAGUUUGUGGCACGUGUGGAUGUGCUCAUCGUGGAGAGUGCCUAGCAGGGCAGAAUGUCUGCUAUAAUUGCAGGAAGCCGGGGCAUAUGACCAAGGAAUGUCCAGACAGGCAGCAGCCUCAACCUCAGGCUCAGCCUCAGCAGCAGAGGCGAGCGGGGCAGCAAGCUCAAGUAUAUGUUGUGGACCAGGCUCAGGCAGAGGAGAACCCAGGUACCAUGUCUGGGAUGAUUAUUUUAAAUGAUAUUCCUAUUUUUGCAUUGUUUGACACGGGAGCAUCGCAUUCUUUCGUGUCAAAACGAUGUAUAGAAGCCAUAGGAGUUCAACUCCUUGACACUGUUGAUCCUCUUGAGGUAAGUUUAGCCUCAGGACAGAAAAUAGUGACGAGUUCUAAGGCAGAAAACCUUAGACUCAAUAUUAGGGGGCGAAUCUUGGAGGUCGGCGCGUACGUCAUCGAGAUGAGGGAUUUUGACCUCAUACUCCGUAUAGAUUGGCUAACACGUUACCGUGCUGAUAUUUGUUGUCAUGACCGAGAGGUAAUUCUUUAUCUUUCGGAGGAGGAUCAAAUUUCUUUCUACGGCUCAAAGAGGCGAACGUUGCCUCGGGUAAUUUCUAUGGCGAAGGCAAGGAAGAUUAUAAGACGGGAGGAUUGUCAAGGAUAUUUGGUGAGUAUUGUUGAUGAAAAUUUGAGAGCACAAACACCUUAUGAUGUUCCAAUUGUUCGUGAGUUUGUGGAUGUGUUCCCGGACCAAUUACCAGGAAGACCACCCAACAGGCAAGUGGAGUUCACAAUCGAUCUUGUUCCUGGAGCAGCGCCUGUGUCAAAGGCACCAUAUCGGAUGGCACCAAAAGAAUUGCAAGAGUUAAAAACUCAAAUUCAAGAGUUCUUGAAACUUGGUUUCAUUAGACCAAGUGUUUCGCCUUGGGGAGCACCUGUAUUGUUUGUCAAGAAGAAGGAUAGUUCCAUGAGAAUGUGUAUCGAUUAUUGGGAUUUAAACCGAUUAACGAUAAAGAAUAAAUAUCCGCUCCCAAGGAUAGAUGAUUUGUUUGAUCAGUUGAGAGGGGCUUGCGUAUUUUCAAAGAUAGAUUUACGCUCAGGAUAUCAUAAACUGAAGAUUAAGGAAUCUGACAUAGCUAAAACUACAUUUCAGACAAGAUACGGUCACUACGAGUUUGUGGUGAUGCCGUUUGGGGUAAGUAAUGCACCAGCGGUGUUCAUGGACUUGAUGAACCGUGUUUUCCACAAGUAUUUAGAUCAAUUUGUCAUCGUUUUUAUUGAUGAUAUUUUGGUCUACUCCAAGAGUCAAGAAGAGCAUGAGCAACAUCUAAGGGUUGUUCUCACUACCCUUAGAAAGGAGAAGUUGUAUGCCAAAUUCUCUAAGUGUGAGUUUUGGCUGAAGAAAGUGGCAUUCUUAGGCCAUAUUAUCACUGAGAGAGGUGUAAAAGUGGAUCCAACAAAGAUAGCUGCAAUUCAGAAUUG
This is a messenger RNA of Striga hermonthica, 2107 nucleotides long. NCBI's taxonomy places the organism in Eukaryota, Viridiplantae, Streptophyta, Magnoliopsida, Lamiales, Orobanchaceae. The record is from the annotation of a GenBank genome assembly.